Eurytemora carolleeae is the source of this 473-nucleotide messenger RNA. RefSeq lists its product as uncharacterized. Lineage: Eukaryota; Metazoa; Arthropoda; Copepoda; Calanoida; Temoridae. The record is from RefSeq and is a predicted model, not a curated record. The coding region runs from base 1 to 450 and encodes 149 amino acids. The transcript has 4 exons.
AUGUUCCCAAAUGGAACUAUACUGUACAAUAACGGUACAGUAGACAGUGCAGUUGUACACUGGGGAGUUUUGGACCCCAGGAAUCCACGGGCGAUUUCAAAUUUACGCAACUUCUUAGGGGAUAUAGUUGGAGAACAUGAGGAUAUCGACCUGGAUACUCUGAUACAGCUUGAUAAUAAGAGGAUACAGAGAACUAUAUCCAACCCUGGGGAUACAGAUAGUUCCCAAGCUUCCAGAAUCCUGCCUGUAGACCCCAGAUUUGCACUUGCAGAAUUUUCAGCCAAAGCUUCUCGAAUGCUUGCAAAAUAUUCCAACUCAACAAGUUUGCUUGAAACCUGUGCAACCCAGAUAUUUUGCAAAUCUAAAUCUUUCCUCCCGGAUUUGCGCGGUUUCAGUUUUGUGAAAAGUUUUGGCGAAUCUUGUAAUAAAACUUCAGAAUCAUGUUUUUAGAAUUCAAGAAAUAAAAUACUUGA